This is a messenger RNA of Thamnophis elegans (Western terrestrial garter snake), 6946 nucleotides long. Its product is annotated as chromobox protein homolog 2-like. The transcript has 5 exons. NCBI's taxonomy places the organism in Eukaryota, Metazoa, Chordata, Lepidosauria, Squamata, Natricidae. Gene Ontology annotation, cellular component: PRC1 complex; heterochromatin. Bases 125 to 1726 code for a protein of 533 amino acids. The record is from RefSeq and is a predicted model, not a curated record. Gene Ontology annotation, biological process: negative regulation of transcription by RNA polymerase II.
CGGACGCUAAGCCUUGUUCGGCCACAACGCUGGCUCCGCUAAGAGUAAGUCAGUGUUGGCGGAAGAAGCGGAGGCGGCGGCGGCCAAGGAGGAGAAGGGAGCCGAGCGGAGCCAGUCGGGCGCCAUGGAGGAGCUGAGCAGCGUGGGAGAACAAGUCUUCGCCGCCGAGUGCAUCCUCAGCAAGCGGCUUCGCAAGGGCAAGCUGGAGUAUUUGGUGAAGUGGAGAGGCUGGUCUUCCAAGCACAACAGCUGGGAACCUGAAGAGAAUAUUCUUGAUCCAAGACUCCUUUUGGCCUUCCAGAAGAAGGAACAUGAGAAAGAGGUACAAAAUCGGAAAAGAGGCAAACGACCGAGAGGCAGACCAAGAAAAAAUGUUGAACCUGAAGCACCCUCCAAGAGCAAAUCCAGCAGCUCUUCCUCCUCUACCUCCUCUUCAACUUCCUCUUCUGAGGAAGAGGAUGAAAGUGACCUUGAGACAAAGAGAAAUCAGCGGAACAGGGAGAGUCACCCAGUGCCUCAAAAGAAAGCUCAGAUUUUAGUUGCUAAACCUGAAAACAAGGACUCGGCCAGGAAGAAACGUGGGCGGAAGCCACUGCCUACAGAGCAGAAGACAACCAAGAGGACAGUCAACCUUACCAAGGUGCUUAAAACAAAUAGAAAGGAGUUGGGAGGGGGAGGGGGGUCCAAAUUGGCAAGCAAGAUGCAGCCACAACACAAUGCUCAAAGUUCUGGCAUUGCCAUGCUUAAAUCCCACAUGAAGGAAGCACAAGGUGCCUUCGGUGGCUUUUGUUCUGGAGCAUCCUCCAAUGAUAACCUCUCCAGCCUAGUGAAGAAUACUACCAUUGGAAGCCCAAAUUGUGGUAUCAGCUGGCAAAGCUCCAUUGUCCAUUAUAUGAGUAGGAUGUCACAGAACCAGAGCUCCGCAGAUGCCUCUGCAGUGGGACGACUGACUCUGAAGUCAGCUAUGUCCUGCAAGAACAGUCUAGGUUUGGAUUUAAAACUAAAAAACCAGAAAGGUUCUGGAAACCUGGAAUUGACUGUGCAAGGAUCCAAAGUGACCAAGAGACCGAGUGGCAAUUUCUUGGGGGAACAAAAGACAGGAAACUUGCACAAUGGGAACAAAGUUCCUUCUGGCUCUCCCAGCAGCCAGCCAUCUUGCAACCAAGAGCUCAACCUUCAAGCUUUAAACCUGCAAAGUGUGAAGAAUGGGCCAAACUCCGCCAGCAGUAGCCAUGUCUCUUACCAUGGCUGCGGGGCAGUUGGCAAAGGCAGUGGCAGCAGUUUAGCAACAAAGACAAGCGCAUCCAAGGGCAGCGGACCUGGGAGUGGCCAGAACAUCGCCAACACAGGGGCAACGUCAACAGAUGCAGAUCCUUGCAAAGGUGAGAAACCAGCACAAAGAGCAGCCAUUAGUGAGAGAGAUGUAGCUACCAAGAGUAAUGCCACCUGUGCCCAGGAGGGAUGCCCCACAAAAGACAAGACUUCAGGCAUGUCAGAAGGGAGCACCGGAGAGGAGGAGACUAGUUCUGAUUCUGACAGAGAUUCUGCUUCUUUUCCUGGAGCAGACCAGAAUACGUCUGUUUCCAUCCAGACUAGCCAAGACUGGAAACCUACCCGGAAUCUUAUUGAACAUGUUUUUGUCACAGAUGUGACAGCUAAUUUGAUCACAGUAACUGUUAAAGAAUCUCCGACAAGUGUGGGCUUUUUUAACCUAAGACAUUAUUGAGUUCCAAGGCAGAUAAGCAUUCUUCCUCCAUCUCAUUUGACUCUACUGUCCCCAUGGAUAUUAGAAGGAGAAACAAACCACAGUAGUUAGCAACCAGAUAAAUAAGGUUAGGGGCUCUUUUUCAAGAGUCUUGGCUUUACUCAUGUUACUCGGCAAUACAGAGGAGUACAUACUUUCCUGUACUUGUACACUUUAGCUGUAUGAUUUGAAAGACCAGAGAAUGAAUAUAUGUGUGUGUGUGUGUAUGUAUGUAUGUAUGUAUGUGUGUAUGUAUGUAUAUAUAUGUAUGUAUAUAUAUACAUACACACACACACACAUACACAGUAUAUAUUCAUUCUCCUGAAUGGGUUCUCUUAAGAAAAAUAGUUCCUUGUUUUUCUUCCCAAUAAUGAAGUUUCCACACUUCUCAGCUCCUAGAACAAAGUAUGUUAGUUUGAAAAUUUGUGAACAAAUCUAUAUUUAGGAUACCUGCCAAGCGCCAUACAAAAAGUUUGUCUUAAGGUUUGUCUUAAUGUAUGUAAGACAUACUUCCAACUUGCUAUGGAAACUAGGGGGUAUGAUAUAUAAGACAGCAUUGGUUUGGAGCUGGGACUAAGAGCUAUCAAGUAAGUUUGGGUUCAGGUUAAGCAUUGAUCUCUAGAAACUCCAGAAGUAUCAAUUAACUUGUUUGAACUAGUGUCUCAAAAACUUGGGAAGAAAGUAUGCUUUUCAUUCUGCCAAAUAUAUCAGCAGAUGCAGGAAAUCAACCUUGGAGAACUGCAGAACAAUGUUCUCAAGAACUUGAAAAGACAAUAUGUUUUUCAACUUGCCAAAUGUCAAGAGAUGCCACUCAGAGGAGAAUGCUGUCUCAUUUUUAACAACAAUUUUUAUCAUAUACAUAUAUGUAAUUCAGGAGAUUUUUACACAAUGGAAAAUUCUAUAUGGAAUUUAGUUCUACCAGUUCCAUGUAAAAUGUGGCAUGUGUAAAUCAUUGCUUAAAUAAGCCAUGUGUUCUGAGAAAUUGCUAUAGGAUGUGGUUCAGACCACUUGUAGGUCCCCAAUGUGUUCACGCACACAUGCACACAUAUACACAUUUUGCAUGCUGUUGCUUACACAGAAGAAACGGGAAGGAAGCAAGAUUAGAGAUUUUUGCUGAUGUUGAGAUUUUAUAAGCAUAAGAUGCCUUAUAAUGUGAGAUGAAAUACUGUUGAUGUGUGCUGUUCAAAUUGAGUUGAGAAUCUUUGGAACUUUGGAAAGCAGGUUUUUGAGGUUUCUAUGCAAUUGAUAUCUUUCUAUAGUCCUAAAUGCUCCCUUGAGUUUGGAUGUUUGGUUGCAGAUAUUUCAUUACCAGCUAGGUAACAUCAUCAGUGCUACUGAGUGUGGUGUUAGCUGUCUGAGUGUGGGGUUACACACACCCAUCAAUACUGUCAGGGCAAGUUAUUGUACUGUUAUAAAAAUAUGGAGCUAACACCAGAGUCACUAGCACUGAUGAAGUUACGUAGCCAGAGAAUGAAACACUUGCAAGCAAACAACCAAGUCAGAGAGCAUCUAGGACUCCACAAUUUAACCCUAAGCUACAAAUAUUCUCUUCUAUUGAUAAUAUCUUUCUACUUAUUCUAACCUGCAAUAACUACAAAAAACUUAUUGCAGAUGGCAAGAUAACAUUGUGAUACAGACUGCCAUUUAUUUUUAUUUGAUCUUUACAUAUGUCCAGUAUCUCCCAAUUAAAUUCUGUUACAGGGCAUCACUGCAGAGCAGAAAUGAUUGAAACGUCUCUUUGCUUUAUUCUUCCAGCAAGGGAUGGCUUUAUCAUUACCUUGACCAGGAAGGUAAUGUAUGAAACCAGAGAGGAUAGACUGGAGUGAGAACAUCCUAGAAGCUAUGUUUAUUUUAGGCUACCUGCUUUUUCUGAAGUCAAGUGGUGAUUCGGUUUAGCUUUCUAUUAUUUCUCUCAGAACAGGUGCUUCCUGUUGGUCAAGAGCCAUGGUCUAAUUUUGGGCAGCGCUGAGCUCGGUCAAGUCAAUUGACAGCGAAGCUUGAUCAGAAUUUGACUUGUGUUCUAAUAGUGUGCUUUUAAGUUCCCAUACUCCUAGCAUAUUCAGUAAAAAGAAAGAGAAACAGGGAAUGUUAAAUUGAUGAUAAGGAAUUUUAUUGAAAUUGGUAUUUUUGCAGCUUUCAAAGUCAAUAAAGUACAUGAUGUUAGACCACUGUUUAUCAGACCCAUUCUAAGGUAAAGCAAUGCAAAGGUUGUGACCAAAACUGUAUGUUGAGACCGCAGUUUAGUUUGUUGUGUGCAUGUUGUGAUGUGACUCAGCAAAUGGUUUUCAGACUUUUGGAUCAUUUGGAGCAUUGGCUUAGCCUACUACUUUUCUUGCUCGUACUGUAGUUUCUCUUUUAUAUUGCUGAACCUUUCCACUACUGCCAUAUGAGCUGUGAAGCUAAGAAAAGGCAAGAAGGCAAAUUUAUCAGGGAUAAAGUGUUGCUCAUGCUUAGGUUAGCUAAUAUGAGUUUGUUGAAUACAUUGAUAUGGAAGCUUAUUUUUUUCACCAAAGUUUACUCACAUAGAAAACAAUUUCAAGGAAGUCCAUGAGAUUUGCUUCCAUGGAGCUGUAAUUUAAAUUUGAUAUGCCAGGUUAUAAUAGUGCACUGAAUGAGUCUUCUGCAAACAGUGCUACUAGUUCCUUAAGCUUACUCCUCUUGAUGUGCACUGCUGCUGAACAAGGUGACAGAAGUUGAGCCGGGAUUUUCCAAAGGGCCUGCAGCUAGGUAGAAUGCCUCUAAGAAUCAGGCAUCAGGCUUAAUACAAUGUUAUUCAGGUAAUAUUUUCAACCCUCCUGGUUUGAGUCCUGGGCUGCCUGGGGUCUCAGCUCACCAUAUUUGUACCACCUCACCAUAUUAGUUCCAAAAAUAUUCUUUGUUGAGAUCAGAGGGAAAAAUCUCUUGUGAGAAUGUGACUUCUUAUAAUAUAAAAGAAACCAUCCAGUGACUAUAUUACACACCCUGACAGAUAGCGUAAGAAAACAAGGCAUUUGUUCUGAAUUGUAGAUUUUAUGACUUUCUCAUUCAGUGCUUUUAAUCAGAUGCCCUCUCUUCUCACUUGCUCUCCAUUGCAAUUAGUGCAGUACUCUAUAAGUUGUGUAUUCCUCUGAGUCAGAUUACACAAUUCCCAUUUUCUAUUUUUUUCUGGAAGUCUCCUCACCUCAACAACUAAUCUCCUUAGAGUGCCCAAUUUUAUCUAAGGGGCUUCUGUCCACUUACUUUAAAGCUGUCAUUGUGUAAUAUUGAAGGGGCUGCCUUAGUGAAUCCUUUAAAUGCCUUUGGUAAAAUCUGCCAAAUCUAGAUGGCCCGGAUAAAGAUACGUUGCCUGUGUUCUUUGUAGUAAUUGGUGCGUCCCACUUAGAUAUUAUCAGUGAAGGAUCCGAGGAUGAGAAUUCCUGCCUGUCUCAGUUUUUUGUUGUGCAUCUCCUGUUGGAGCUGUCCUUGGCUAAACUAUUUUUAAACUCCUAUCAUGUGCCUUUUAAUUCUGGGUGUAUGUUGACAAUAUUUUGAUAAUUCUGCCAAAGUAGAUGUUUCUGUGGAGAACUAAGUUUCUGGAGCAGAGUCAGAAGAGGAGGAUACACAGCAGUUCAGUUAAAUGAAGUCAGUUUUCUAUUAGACCCCACCACAUCUUUCUUGUAGAAGCUAUUGUCUUUUCCCAAAGAAGAAAAUCCCAUUAAAAUAUUGGCAAAUAUUGCUUAUGGGCUUGAAAAAUUUGGUGGUUUCAGAAAUAGGAGUUCCUCCCACAAAGCCGUGUUAUCCCCUAGUCCAAUUUCUCAGGUCAUUAUGCUGCAUAUGUACCCGUACAUAUACACCUGUGUUACAUUGCUCUUUGCAGGACUGUUGCUUUUAUUAGCUUACAUGCACUAUUGUCUUCUUGUUCUUUAAGUUUUGCAAGUCGCUUCUGCUUCUGUUUAUUUUCUAAACUCAUUUUUUUAUCCUACUGUAAUCUAUAAUAUGCAACCAUUUCCUCUCACAGAGAUGCAUUCUUCCUUUUUUCCCUGAUCUCUAUUACAGAUCCUUAAUUCUGCUUUUCAGUCAGUUCCAUUAAAAAUGAGCUUCUUUCUCAUCUCGUUUGUUUGGAAAACCGAAAUGUUGCUCUCCUUCAGAAGCUCAAAUGCUGUUGUGCCUUUUGGUUAACCAGCUAUUUCAGUUUCAAAGUCUAAAGUCCUAAAUAGCUUAUCUGAAUGAGCAAGUUGGCAUAUUCUUCCUUAGUUGUACAUGCAACUGAAUUCCAAAAUGACAACUAACCUUGUAUAAGCAGAUUGUGCAUGUGAGUUCUCUAGUUAAGAACUCAAUUUUAUCAGUAAUGGAUAGACAACUGAACUCGAUGAUAAUCAUUGCCCCUUUUUAUUCUUACAUGUUUUUCUUGUUGCUCUGCCCCUUCUGUGGGUGUUUUAUCUGUGUUACAAACUGCUUUUAAAAGUUCUGUUGCUACUAUUCUACAUUUUUAAAACGUUUUAUAACAGGUGUGUUACUGCAUUAAUCGGGUAAAUAUUUUUGUUUUGGAGUAACUUGGUUACUCGGUUUACACUGAGCAAAAGUGCUCAGUUUAUUCUUGUGAUUAACAUUAAUAACUGCAGUACCAAAAACUAAAGGGGAACAGAGUUACUUUAUAUUACACUGUUUCUGCUACUCCAAUAAAUAUUCACUCUAUUCUUCUCCGAGCUCAGCGAAAUGCCUUUGCAAGAGACUCGCAAGAAUCAGUUCAGUGUUUCUUGCAAUGUGUGUCAACCACUGUAUGUUCCAUUUUUUAAAAAAGCCAAAUAGUUCUUGUAUGACAUUUUCUAAUUGCUUUAACUGGAGCUGCUUCUUUGCUUUUAUACUAAGAGAACAAAAGUUGGGGAUGUUAUUACCCUGGGAAAGCUUAGCUUCUUUGUUUGAAUGGGACAGACUUUCCAGGCAGAAUAUUAAAUAAGGCUGACAGCAGUGUCUGUCCACUGAUCUCACUGUGGGUUCACUGCUGCACUGGGGUUUAUUUGUUUGACCCUGGCUGUGUAGCUUGCUUGGUUCUGUUGUGUGAUGUCUAUCUCCCCGUUUUCUUGCCACUUACUCUAGUUUAGACUUGAGAUUACUAUUCUGUUUGUUUUGUUUCUUUAAUUUAUUUCCCAGCUUAAAAGAACUUUUAGACUACAUUAUGCUGGACAGUUUUUGUAUAACUUUCAAUUCUCUGUUUUAGUAUCAAUAAAUAUUUUUUUAACUUAA